AUGACGACGAUCGUCAAGGAUACCAUCUAUGCCUUGUCGAGCGGAAAUCCGCCGUGCGCCGUAAGCAUUGUGCGCGUGUCUGGCCUGUGCGGCGAGCGUCCGAUCGUGCCCCGCCGCGCGACGCUGCGUGCCAUUCGGCAUCCUACCACCGACGAGCACCUCGACGACGCGCUUGUGCUCUACUUUCCAGCGAACAACUCGUUCACGGGCGAGGAUGUGCUCGAGCUCCAAGUGCACGGCAGUCCUGCUGUCGUGCGCGACGUGCUCUUGGCUCUGGCCCACGUCCCUCUUGCGCCCUUGCGCCCUGCGCUUCCCGGUGAGUUUACGCGGCGUGCGUUUGAGCACGGGCGCAUGGAUCUGAACUCAUGCGAGGCGCUCGAUGCGCUGCUGCGUGCCGAAACCAGCACCCAGCGCCGACUGGCGCUCCAGACGGGCGGAGGGCGGCAGGCGCAGCUCUAUGCCUCGAUCCGCAAAGAGCUGCUCGAGGCCAUGGUGCGCGUCGAGGCCAUGCUAGAUUUUAGCGACGAGGAUGAGAUCGACGAUGCGCUCUGGCGGCCGGUCUGUGCGUCCGUCGAGUCGCUCCGCGCGCGCAUUCGGCGCGAGAUUCCCCAAGGCAAGCACUCGUACCUGGACGCCGUGCUGCACGGCACGCGCCUCGUUCUGUACGGCCGGCCGAAUGCGGGCAAGUCGAUGCUGCUCAACCGCCUCGUGCGGCGCGAGGCGGCCAUUGUCUCGUCCGAGCCGGGCACGACGCGCGACGUUGUCCAAGUCGCCUUGGAACUGCAUGGCUUCCGUGUCCUGCUCACCGAUACAGCCGGUCUGCGCGAGGCGACCGGCGAGAUUGAGCGCAUCGGCAUCACGCGCACGCGCACGCACGUCACCGAGGCCGACUUGGCCAUCUUGGUAUGCGACGCCCCGGACGUCUGCGAAAUGCUCGGCGGCGUUCCGCCCAGUGGAGCAUGGCAUAUACCCAAAGAGGCGCUCGAGCAGCUUGGCAUGCUGCCGACCGACGCCGAGGUACUCGUCUUUAUGAACAAGAUGGACCUGGUCGACGCGCCGCCGCCCGCCGACCAAGGCGUCCCGUGCACAAUCUGGCACGGAAGCGCGUUGGAGGACCGAGGCAUUGACACGCUCCUUGCUGGCCUCGGCGAGCUGCUCCAGGCACGCCACGAAGCAGAGAUGGGCGAGCCGCCGCUCGUGACCGAGGCGCGCCAUCUGCACCUCUUGCGGCACGUCCUCGAGGCGCUCGACACGUUUGCCACGACAUUUAUCGAGGCGCCGCAGCCCGACUUGACGCUCGCUGCGGAAGAGCUGCGGCACGCCGCCUACCUCAUCGGCCAGAUCACCGGCGAGACGCUUGCUGCCGACGAGGUGCUCGGGGGCAUCUUUUCGCGAUUCUGCAUUGGAAAGUAG
Messenger RNA from Malassezia japonica, 1413 nucleotides. RefSeq names its product mitochondrial splicing system protein (gene MSS1). The transcript has 4 exons. Lineage: Eukaryota; Fungi; Basidiomycota; Malasseziomycetes; Malasseziales; Malasseziaceae. The coding region runs from base 1 to 1413 and encodes 470 amino acids. Gene Ontology annotation, cellular component: cytoplasm; mitochondrion. The record is from RefSeq and is a predicted model, not a curated record. Gene Ontology annotation, biological process: tRNA wobble uridine modification; tRNA methylation. Gene Ontology annotation, molecular function: GTPase activity; GTP binding; protein binding.